AUGGAAACAACAGGUUGGUUGUUGCAAAUGAUAAAACUUAUAAUUAUCAUUGUAACCAUUACGACAACAACAAAAACCACAAUAACAGCAGCAAAUUUAUAUGAUCAUUUGGAUAAUUCAAAUUUCUACAGAUCACUAAAUGAUGUAUACGAGCCAGCAGCUACUGAAUUAUUAAUUAAGAGAGAUUAUGGUGAUAUUCCAGGUGUACUUCGUUUUGGCAAACGUGAUUAUGGUGCAAAUUAUCCAUACAAAAACUUUGUACCAAAUGUAGUGCCAUUUGGUGAAAAUGAUUAUGAAAAAAAGGAUGUACCUGGUGUAUUGAGAUUCGGUAAAAGGGAAGGAGAUAUUCCAGGUGUACUAAGAUUUGGUAAACGUAAUGAUGAUAUACCGGGCGUAUUACGUUUCGGAAAGCGAUCAGCGCCAAGCUUAUCACGAUUCGGUCUUCAUUAA
This is a messenger RNA of Brugia malayi, 450 nucleotides long. RefSeq lists its product as uncharacterized. The coding region runs from base 1 to 450 and encodes 149 amino acids. The record is from RefSeq and is a predicted model, not a curated record. The transcript has 4 exons. Lineage: Eukaryota; Metazoa; Nematoda; Chromadorea; Rhabditida; Onchocercidae.